CCUGUCUGUACCAGUUUGACAUUGACAUUUGCAUUUUGUACGUUUCGCCGUUUGCGCAGUUAUGUAUGUGCAAGAAUUUAUAUUUAUUGCUUUAUUUUUGUAAAAUGUUAAAGAGUGUUUUGUAAUUUCGAAAAUGCCUCCUACAAUCCAGCAAAAUAACCAGAACGGGACAGCCAAUGGCGUUGAAAAGAGACCAGUAAAAACUGUAGAAAAAAGGUCAGAUUUAAUAUGCAAAGUGAAGUACUGUAAUACUUUACCCGAUAUUCCUUUCGAUUUGAAGUUUAUAGCAUAUCCUUUUGAACCCAUAAGAUUUAUUCAAUACAACCCAACAUCUCUAGAGCGUAAUUACAAAUAUGAAGUGUUAACGGAACAUGACUUAGGUGUUAGUAUUGAUCUUAUAAACAAAGAUAUAUAUGCUAUUGAACCAGGAGCUACAUUAGAUCCUGCUGAUGAAAAAUUACUAGAAGAAGACAUUCUAACACCGCAAGACUCAAAAAGAUCUCGCCAUCAUGCCAAGUCAGUGUCCUGGUUGCGAAGAACCGAGUACAUUUCAACAGAACAGACUAGAUUUCAGCCUCAGACUAUGGACAAAGUUGAAGCUAAGGUUGGUUAUAGUAUUAAGAAGUCCCUUAACAAUGAAACAUUGUACAUGGACAGAGACUCUCAGAUUAAGGCUAUUGAAAAGACCUUUGAGGAUUCUAAGAAUGUCAUUGAGAAGCAUUACAGCAAACCUAAUGUGGUAGCUGUGGAUAUUUUGCCUGUUUAUCCAGAUUUCAGCCUUUGGAAGUACCCUUGUGCCCAAGUUAUUUUUGAUUCUGAUCCAGCUCCUGUUGGCAAGCAAGUACCAGCUCAGAUUGAAGAGAUGUCUCAAGCUAUGAUCAGAGGUGUGAUGGACGAAAGUGGAGAACAAUUUGUUGCCUACUUUUUGCCCACAGAAGACACUCUUCAGAAACGAAGAGAUGAUUUUGUCAACCAGAUACCAUAUCAAGAUGAUGAGGAAUAUGAAUAUAAGAUGGCAAGAGAGUACAACUGGAAUGUAAAGAGCAAGGCAAGCAAAGGAUAUGAAGAAAACUACUUCUUUGUGGCACGGUCAGAUGGAAUUUACUACAAUGAACUGGAGACCAGAGUAAGGCUGAGUAAGAGAAGGGUCAAAGCUGGUGCUCCACCUAGUAACACAAGGCUUAUUGUCAAACAUAGACCUAUGGAUGCUAAUGAGUUCCGAAUGCAGAGGUACCGAGAGAAACAGCUGGAACCACCAGGUGAAGAUGAUGAGGAAAUGGAGGUAGAUGAACCACAAGAAGAAGAAGCUACUCAAGAAGAACAAGAACAAGAAAAGGGGGAGAAAUCACCAUCCCGCUCUAGAUCUAGAUCAAACUCGUCUAACAGAAGCAGAUCUAGGUCAAAAUCAAGAUCCAAGUCCAGAUCAAAAUCAAGAUCUAAGUCUAAGUCUCAAUCUAGAUCCAGAUCUAGGUCUAAAUCUCGUUCCAGAUCACGUUCAAGAUCACGAUCGAGAUCUAAAUCCCGCUCCAAGUCCAGAUCCCCUUCAAAAUCAAAGUCUAAAUCUAAAUCCCGUUCCCGAUCUAAAUCUAAGUCUAAAUCCCGUUCCAGAUCGAAAUCUCAAUCCAAAUCGCCUUCGAGAUCAAGAUCAAGGUCUCGUUCUAAGUCAAAGUCGAGAUCCAGAUCUGCUUCAGGCUCUAGAUCACCUUCUGGCUCCAGAUCCAGGUCACCUUCCAAAUCAAAGUCAAGGUCCAGAUCCAGGUCUAGAUCAGGUUCCAAAUCUGCUUCUAGAUCUAGAUCGUCUUCCAAAGCUUCUUCCAAAUCGGGAUCAAGGUCCAGAUCAGGAUCACGAUCAGGAUCGGGCUCAGAAUCGGGGUCUGGAUCUGAAAGUGACUAAAAUUAUUAUAUAUAAGUUUUAUUAGACAUAUUUCAAGUUAUUUGAAUUUGAAGAUAAAUAAGCUAGCUAUUGUAAUAAUUUUACAGUAUAAAAUUAUUU
Diabrotica balteata is the source of this 1993-nucleotide messenger RNA. The record is from the annotation of a GenBank genome assembly. Lineage: Eukaryota; Metazoa; Arthropoda; Insecta; Coleoptera; Chrysomelidae.